UUCUUAUUUCAGCCGAGUUCAACCGAGAUAAAGUCAACUCCGAUGCCUCCAAUGGGUUCCAUAGCUCAGCGUUCACCAAAGUGUGCUCGGUGCCGAAAUCACGGGGUGAUAUCCAUACUCAAAGGACACAAACGGUUCUGUAAAUGGCGAGAUUGUGCAUGCGCGGAUUGCAAUCUCAUAGCUGAAAGACAAAGAGUAAUGGCCGCACAAGUGGCGCUCAGAAGACAACAAGAGAGUGAGGAGGUUGGACAUCUUUCCUACGGCACAGUACAGUUGUGUUUUAAUCAAAAUCUACAAAAGACACCAAGAAUCAUUCCACCCUCACCAACGUCCCCAAAGGAUGCUCAACUGCCAAGAACCGCAAGUUUGUCUUCUCGAUCAAGCUCGCCAAACAUUGACGAUACCAACAAUGAGCUGGGGUCUCCCGCAAGCAGCGCAAACGAUGGUGAGUUGAGUACAAUUCUUGUUGCAAAAUUUUCCUUCUACAAUAAAACGAGCAAACAUCAUCCGAUUCCAAGGUCGGGGUAGUCUUCCAGCUGAUUUCAUUACUUUUGAAUUGAUUACGCAACCGUCUGAUUGGCUGCCAAAAUUUACAAACCCAUCGGAUGAUUUUAUAGCAAAAAUCGGUCCCUUUUUCUUAUCUCGCUUCGUUACCGUUGCUAAACUAACCAUAGCCUUUUGAGAUAUAUGAAAAAACGUGCUGUUUAAAUCACAGCUCAAUUCUUCCCAUGAAAGGGUAACCUCAGAGCCAGCCUCAGAGCUACCCAGCGUAGCGUUAACAAAGUUUCACACAUCGAACUUUUGAAUGAAAUGGAUAUGAACAAGACGUGGGUUUGUUUUUGGAGGAUAUCGUAACAUGCACGCCUAGUUCAUUCAGAUUUAGCCAUUGUUGUAUAGAUAACCUAAGAACUAUGACAUAAGAGGCGGUUAAUUCAUCGCACGCGGUUUCAAGCGCGCUAGUAUGGACAGAGUUUUAUUGAGUUGCUAACUUAUCUUGUUUGUCUGUAUUUAACAAAGUUGCAGUCAGACGGUUGUUGAAAAUUUUGCCCGCGAUAUACACGAUCAACAUUCUCUUUUCUAAAUUUACCCCUGUGUUUCCUUUUAAAGAAAAAGAAUACAGCACCUGGGUUAUGUGAAGUAAUUUGCUUCUGUUUAAUCGUUUUUUUACUGGUCCUCGAGUCGUGGAUCAUCAUUUCUGGUGAUAAAUUUUGGGAGGUUUUCAGUUCAGGGAUACAGUUUUGGUCUAUAAUGACUGAGACACGGAAUUUGACUAAAACCUGUAUUAUACUGUAUUGAAAUGACUCUGAGCAAAGCAACACCCUAAAUUAUAACUUUCUUUAAAAAAAGGCGAUGCAUUGAAAUGAAAGGCAUCUAGGCUUUGUCCUUGCUACUGAAUACCUGGCUCUGUUCCAUCCAUGCUAAAUACUUUAUUUUAAGAAAUUUCCAAGCAGUUCCGUGCUGGAAAAACAUUCAGAACCUCUCUCUAAAAGCUGCAUAUUCUUCGCGAAUUAUGUUACGGUAUGACUUAAUCCUUAUUUGAAAGUUUGAUCUAAAGACCUCAAGUAACACAAAAAUACUUAGUCGAGUAAAGUGUUGAUGAAACCAGCAAAAUUUGAAGCUUGUAUAAUCCCCCCAAUAAAUUAUGUCACUGUUUCUGCUUUAGAAUUGCAUGUUCGCCCAGAAAAGGAACACCUCUCGCUGAUUUUCAAUAACGAACUUGAAAUUGCAACAUAAUUAGGUCUGAUUUAUUUGUGGCUGUGGCCUCUGGUUAGGUGCUAAUGUGCGCUCGUUAGUCUGAGAGCAAGUUGAAGUGGCUUCUCCCAGCCAAAUUGAGUGAUUUAAAACUAAAGUGGAUUUAAUUAGGGCCAGCAUAAUUAUGACAUUAUCAAAGAAACACUGCCGAAAAAAGUAUCAUGUCUAAAAAAUGCAACAAAAUAUUUGUAACAUUCUGGAACGCGAACAAUCUGGAAAGUCUCAGUGCGGUUAUUCUGUAAUAAAAUCUGUAUGUUUAUUCUGGUCACUGGGAAUCAAACCAGUGUUUAUAAUGUCAUCAGGAUGUUUGUAUUUGAUUUAUUUUACAGUUUGUUUAUAAUCAACGCAAGUGUUGUGUUUAUUUCUGAGCGAGCUCAGACUCUUUGUCUAUUUUUAGCGGACUGUGCCUUUAUGAAUAAAAUUGGCACCAGCUUUCUUUGCCCUCGGGGCUGCAAUUUACAACCCCCUCCCUUACAAUAGUUGUUGAUUAAAUUUUUUUGGACUUCUUAUCUUCAAUGAAGAUAGAUAUUUUCCCCAUAUUCCCAUGAGGAACUGUACGAAAUCGAGUCCAUAUUUGACUUUGCACAUCAAGAGCUAAAACUGACUAUAUUUUGACAUGCUCCUAUUGUCUCAUGAAGACGUUCAAAAGCACAAAUUUAAAAUAAAAACAUUUUUUACUUUCCAUUUCAGCUGGCAAGGAAUUAGGUAAAAAGUAACAGCUUGAGCAAUAUUUUUACAGCUUUAACAAUAGCACAGUGCAAAUAACCAUGAUUCCGACACGUGUUACAAAGUCUUUAUUUCUGAACACGUGUUUUUUAUUAACACUAGUAAAAUUCGAACGCUGCUAUGUAAAGAAACACAAGAUUAGCCCGAGUUAUGUGAACUGACAUAAUACACAGUUGAGGCUCUAAAAUGAUUCAAAACUCCGGUGAAACCGAUAUUGGAGUAUACCGUUGGGCCAUGUGGUUCAUCUAAAACAGGAAAACAGUGCUCUACUGUUAUAAGAAAUUAAUGCCACUACAUGUCGAUGCUUUUGUCCAGCCAAUCAGGAAGCCAGGAUUUUCUAAGGCACGGGUGGUUCAUAUCUCCCAGCUGUGAUAUUGUGUAAAGGCAACAACUAGUCAGAACGCGCUAUGUUUAUUGUAACCUUGCUUCCCUAGAGAGUAAAACCUGCCCGCUAUGCUUAGAAGAAAUCUUGGCUGAUCGUGUUUACCUACUGACUUUGACUCAUCACAGACACACUGUUUGAGCUCAACAGUCGGAACAACGAAAGCAUUUUGCGUUCGGUGAGUUUGUUCACAUUUGAGUAACACCUUCCUUCUCAUCGUAAAUUUUCAACGUCAUCUGAAUAUACAACUCAUUAUAUAGUUCUAUUGAGAGUUAACUAUAAUAUGUCAAAAUAAGCGACAAGUAUUCAAACUGAAUAUCAACAAGUGGCAUGGGAAUCUUCUCUUAGUAAUUCCUGUUUGUACGUGUUCUUAAGAAGUUGAUUAAUUCAAAGUUAGGUUUUAUUAAAAUGAUUUGAAACUUUGUCACUGCAUUACCAAAUACCCUUAGUCUUGUAAUCACGAGUGUGAUUUGAAACCAGCUUGAUAAAUAGCGGUUGGUUGCCAAAUGAUGAAAGGGUGAAAUACAUUAUUCCAGUGAGACAAAAAAUGGAACUUUGUAGAGCUAAACUAUGUUUGUGACAUGUUCACAGUCACUGACUUCAGAGCUGGCUAGUUGCUGUAACAGUAAAAGUCACAGGUCAUUUCCUGUUUGAACGAUACUCUCUCUUUUAUUACUAAUAUUCUAUCUUAAGAUUUUAAGCUAUUCACUGAUUGUCUUAAAUUGAUGAAUCGUUUUUCAAGUAAGGGAGAUAUGUUGUGUGCAUUUCUAGAUGUCGAGCUAACGCGUUUGUUAACACAGUAGGGAAGAACAUUGAAUAAUAAAACACCUAUUUACUUGUAGCGGUUGCCCAGGUGACGUACCACUUUUAUGUACUUGUUCUGUCGUGCGGAAAAUGAAGCAGCCAUUUAUGUUUGGAGUGAUAAUCAACGACAUUAUGAUAAUACGCUACAAAUAAUGGGACGUUUGCGGCUAACUCUGUCUUUUUAGAGCGUAUAGUGCAAUUGUUAUUCAAAAAUAGUGAUUUUGUGUUAGCAUUUACCUUUCAAAAUUUACUAUUCCAACCGUAAUUUUCUUAUAAAUUUCAUCAUUAAUUGCUCCAGCGGUUUGAGAGCAUAUUUAUUUAAGUAUGAUUGAGAGGUAUAUAAACUGUGUUCAAGUAACUGAAAACUUUUGGUGCACUGUUAUGUAAAAGUCCAAUUAAAUUUUUACUUAAAACACACAAAAGAUAUGCACAAUUUUUAUUCUCGCCCGAGUAUUCUAUAUUAAUUUGCUUCCCGCCAGCAUAUUUCACUUAAAUGAUUUUCUUAUCACCACAAAAUUUUCUGAGGAUGAUAUUGAACCUGCCAAUUUCAUGUUCUUCUUUCGUGAUUUUUUUUCGUUUAGCCUGCAAUCACUGGACAUUUUACAUUUUCAGUUGUUAACAAGUUUCUUUUAAAUAGUCUGAAAGCACCCCUCAGUGUAGUGUAUCAAUCUUAGCGGAAAAGGCCACAGUUUUUUAUAGUUUGAUGUGGCAUGUCUUUCUAUAAACGCCGUUAGUGGUCUUAUACGAUCUUUCCAUUUCAUAGGUGCUUUGGCACAUUAUUUCUUUGGAACAAGGAAGUUCUAGCUGGGAAGUUUCCCCAGCUGUGUGUACAAAAAAAUUAAACAGCACCUUUCCCCACAUAAGCACAGGUAAUUUAGGGUUUUGCCAACUUCCAGUUGAAAGGAAAAAUUAUGCAGCCAUUUCUUGGUUGUGCUGGCGAAGGAUUUUCGUCUUUUCUUGACAGCAAAAUUGAAGAAAAUUGAAGCGCUGUGAAGUUCAACAUGAAAAAAUUUGCGCCCCUCGAAUAUGAAAUAAUUGAACAGUUUUUCCCGUGGUCAAUGGAAAUUGCUGUCUGCGUCAAGCUGGUAAAAAAUUGACAUUGAUGACAGUGGAAAAACAACAAGGUCUUACAUAGAAAAAAAGAAAUGACCUCAAACUGUUAGCUGCUUGCAUUUUAAGGCAUUGCAAAAAUAAAUAAUGAUUACCAGGCGUUUGGCUUGCUUUUAAAAGAUUUUUUGCGUGGUCAUUUGCAUAAUUUAAAUUAUAAACGAAGUCAUCACUUUUGAACGGAUCACUUGCAGUCACGAACAUAACUGAAGCAAGCUCCUCUAACCACCGACUGCACGAAACCAAAGCGAAACUUGUGGCUUAAGGUAAUCUGAAGUGAUGGCUUUAUACAUCGCUGUUUUUUCCAUGAUUUUCAGAAAUCGAUCAGUGACCUGUGUGAAUUUCUUUUUUCUUUUUUUUUUUUUCAUGAUUUCCAUUUUUUAUCUGCAUUGUUGAUAUCUAAUCAGAGAUUUACUGAUGGAUAAGAGAGCCAACAGAUGAAGCUUGAUAUAAAAAGUUUAUUUAAACGCUUAACAACUCAUUUCUUUGUUCUGACUUUUGCGCACAGCUUUCACUGCAUUAAGACUUCUUUAAUACUGAGGACAUAAAACUGAUUUCCCUACUCUAUCGUUAGCAAAAGAGUAUUUAGAACUCUUCUAGGUUCAGUGAACAGUCCGUUUGGUCUCCCCGAAAAGGUGCCGUGAUUUUAAAAAAAAAUUUUUGAUUUGUCUACAAAAAAAAUUGUUAUGUGCGAUCCCUCAGUAGCAGAGAACUGCGGUAUAAACUCGCGCGGUGGUCAGACAGGUUAACAGUCCAACGAACAUUUAGAUAGUGUUUCUUCUCUCCCGUUUGGUUCAUUCAUUGAAAUAAAUCAAAUCUUAGAGCGGCGAUGAGCAAAUUUUAUACGAAUAUGAUUGUAUAGCGCCCAUUGUUAUUUAAGUCAAUGUUUUUACUUUUCAGAAUUUCCAAUGGAUAACAACACUGAAGGUUUCUCCACGAGAUGGAAACGUGAACGAGACGACGAUGAAGAUGAGCGGCGCCUGAGAAUGUCACCAGAAUCAAAAAGACAGAGACACGACAAGAUAUCUCUACAAAAUGGUGAGAGCAAAGUCAUGUCAAGCUCUGAUCAUUCCAGGUUCAUGAACAUCCUUACACGGCUCUUUCCAGAGCAAAAAAGAAACGUUCUGGAGUUAAUUCUAAAGGGUUGUGGAGGUGACGUUAUCCAGACAAUAGAGACCGUUCUUCCAAGUCACGAGGAAGCCCUUGCUCGGGGCCAGUUACUUGCCACUGUACCCAGGGGUCUCUUUCCCGGGCCUCCCCCGCCAUCUGGCUAUUCAGCCUUCCCGCCCAUGUCUCCCACUCUUCCUCACAAUAUUCCAUUGAGCGCUGUAGAGUACCACGCAGCUUCCAAAUGUGCGAGUGGCCAAUGUCCCGGGUGUGUGUAUUACCCAGGAGCCGGUCCUAUGCCAGUACUCAAGGAUCCGACUAAGCGUCAGACCGCGGACGUACAGUCUAAGCUGAUACCGUCCAUCUCCGAGCACAACUCUUUGCCGAUUUCAACUAUGCCUGGUUUGACUAAAAUUCCGCAUCUUGAAGAUACGCGGUAUAGCCAAAGUAUGCGGUCAGCAACUGCUGCAUUAAUAACCAUGAGCUCGGCUGGAAGAGUGUUUCCUGGGGACCGACUACCACAAAGGAAUGAUCGUAGCCCUCCGAACCAUUCUCCCCGCGCCUCUCCCAAAAGUGAGGCCAACGAAAAGCCCUAA
Pocillopora meandrina is the source of this 6474-nucleotide messenger RNA. Lineage: Eukaryota; Metazoa; Cnidaria; Anthozoa; Scleractinia; Pocilloporidae. The record is from the annotation of a GenBank genome assembly.